Henningerozyma blattae CBS 6284 is the source of this 819-nucleotide messenger RNA. RefSeq names its product gamma-glutamylcyclotransferase (gene GCG1). Gene Ontology annotation, biological process: glutathione catabolic process. The coding region runs from base 1 to 819 and encodes 272 amino acids. The transcript has a single exon. Gene Ontology annotation, molecular function: glutathione specific gamma-glutamylcyclotransferase activity; gamma-glutamylcyclotransferase activity. The record is from RefSeq and is a predicted model, not a curated record. Gene Ontology annotation, cellular component: cytoplasm. NCBI's taxonomy places the organism in Eukaryota, Fungi, Ascomycota, Saccharomycetes, Saccharomycetales, Saccharomycetaceae.
AUGCCUUCUGUGCGAGACUCCAUCAAGGAUGCGUUAGAAGCAGAAACAAUCACCACUACAAAUCAAUUAGAUGAUACAAAUUCAUUAUCAACAACUGAUACUAUUACAGCAUCUAAUAUCAAACUAGAUGCAAAUUUCAUCUCUACGGAUAACACCACGCCAUCUCAGAAUACGGAAGGUAUUUGGGUUCUAGGUUAUGGUUCGUUAUUAUAUAAACCACCUCCACAUUUCACCCAUCGUGUACCUUGUAGAAUCCCUGGUUAUACACGUAGGUUUUGGCAAUCAAGUAUAGAUCAUCGUGGUACACCUGAUUCCCCAGGUCGUGUGGCAACUCUGGUGCCAUUGUCAACAAUUUCCAAUUUAGAUGGCAACACUUCAUUAGAGCAUCCAGACGGUUUACCAGCUGCAGUGUAUUAUAUACCACCAUCUCAUGCAGCCGAAGUUCGUGCUAAUUUAGAUAUUAGAGAACAAAACGGUUAUGAUUUGGUCAAAGUUGAGGUUCAUCUGUUGCCUUCUGCCGAUCAUAAUUCAGAAUUAAAUAUGUUAUUAAAUGAAUUAGAAAUUGAUCCAAUAACGCAACACCACCUUUUACUUGCCUCCGUCUAUGUCGGAGUGCCUGGUGGUGAAGCUUAUAUAGGUCCAGAAGAAAUUAUUGAAACUGCGAAAGUCAUUGCCACUUCAAUUGGUCCAAGUGGUACAAAUUAUGAAUAUUUGAAAAAAAUGUGUACCUCUCUCGAUGAGAUGGUUCGUUUAACAGGUGUAGGUGUUGAUCCUUACCUAAUUGAAUUGUUGGAUUGUGUUGAAACUUUACGCAAAUGA